This is a messenger RNA of Aspergillus alliaceus, 1257 nucleotides long. RefSeq names its product serine/threonine-protein kinase. Lineage: Eukaryota; Fungi; Ascomycota; Eurotiomycetes; Eurotiales; Aspergillaceae. The record is from RefSeq and is a predicted model, not a curated record. The transcript is spliced from 2 exons. Bases 1 to 1257 code for a protein of 418 amino acids. Gene Ontology annotation, biological process: intracellular signal transduction; protein phosphorylation. Gene Ontology annotation, molecular function: ATP binding; protein serine/threonine kinase activity.
AUGCUUGCUCCAUCUCCUCCGUUGAGCAUGUACCCUCCAAUGCUCCCUACCCCUCCGCCAUCUCCGCCCAUCACCCGCUGUUAUGCUCCGGAAGAUCGUUUGGGACUACUCCUCGCCAACCGGCUGGAGCUGAUUGGAGUCCUGGGAGUAGGUGCUUACGGAGUCGUCUACACGGCUGUUGACAUCCAUACCAAUGUGAUGUAUGCUGUCAAGGCCCUCAACAAAGCCGGAUUGGAUCCCCGCCAGCUCAAGUUUCAGCAGCGGGAGAUCAAAUUGCACCAUAUGGCCAGUCAACACCCCAAUGUGGUUUCCUUGGUUCGCAUUAUGGAUUCCGUCGACUGCACCUACGUAGUCAUUGAGUUCUGCCCCGAAGGUGACCUGUUCUCUAGUAUCACGGAGAAAGGCAACUUUGUGCACAAUGACCCCUUGGUCAAGCGGGUUUUCCUUCAAAUUCUGGAUGCCGUUCAAUUUUGCCAUUCCAUAGGGAUCUACCACCGGGAUCUGAAGCCGGAGAACAUCCUGGUGACCGACCAGGGGUUGACCGUCAAACUAGCUGACUUUGGACUGGCGACUACGGAUCCCUGCACGUCGGAUUUCGGUUGCGGGUCGACCUUCUACAUGUCACCAGAAUGCCAGCAACCCAAUCCCCGCCCCAUGUCAUGGUAUGAAUCCGCUCCCAAUGAUGUCUGGAGUCUGGGCGUGAUCUUGGUCAACCUGACCUGUGGCCGCAACCCAUGGAAGCGUGCCUCCCCUGAGGACUCUACAUUCCGGGCCUACCUGAAGGACCCCUACUUCCUCAAAACCAUCUUGCCGUUGACCGAUGAGAUGAUUUGUAUCUUAAGCCGCAUCUUUGAGUGCGACCCAAGAAAGAGGAUCACGAUCCCGGAACUGCGCGCCAUGAUUCUGGAAUGUACACAAUUUACCAUACCUCCAUGGGGUGCCCCCAUGCCGGUCGGCUUUGUCCAUAACCCGCAGGUCCCCUUGCACAUCCCCACGGACGUCUUCGACUCGCAGUCCUCGGUUUCUUCUGGCUCCUCCCAUUACUCUGACUCGCUGCAGUCUGCUGUGUCGGACGCGUCCUCGUUCACCGAGGGCUACCCCGACGUAGACAGCGUCGAGUCCAUGUCUUCGGUGGGACUGGACUGUGAGGCCGAUUGCAAGAACGUUUUCCCGCAAACGGACUCGAUUACGUGCGGGGACUUCACGGAGCCGCUGGUGAUUCCCUUCCCACCAUCAAUCCCCGUCCCCGUCUGCUAA